Molecule: messenger RNA, 4668 nt
Organism: Xyrichtys novacula (pearly razorfish)
Lineage: Eukaryota; Metazoa; Chordata; Actinopteri; Labriformes; Labridae
Source: the annotation of a GenBank genome assembly
GGAAGUCAUUUCCUACGUUAAAAAAAAAAAGGGUUUGUCUCUGUUUGUCAUCAAAAUGGUGAUCUGCAGGAACAGUUCAGUGGUCAGGGUCUCGUGUUCAUGUUUCAGCAGCAGGAAAGACCCUUCAGGGCCUCCGUACAUCUGAAGAAUCCCUACAUGGACUUUAGGAUGUUCGCCUUUUUCUUAAAGAUUCACCUUCAACAACAUCUGAGAGACUAAAGAGGAGAGUUUAACAUGUUAGCUGCAGAUAGAGGAUAAAGAUAAUAGAGAAAUAUUUGACGGAGUGAUGGAAGAGGAGCAACUUUGUGGAUCAACAGAGCAGAAGGAAAAACAGCAGGGCGCUCUAUUCUAAACUUUACGGUAACUUUAAAUCUGAGUGGAUUUGACCUGAUGAAACAUGAAUUUAGCGGCACAGUGGUGUAGUGGAUAGCACUGUCGCCUCACAGCAAGAAGGUCCUGGGUUCGAAUGUGGGUGAGGGCGUUUCUGUGUGGAGUUUGCAUGUUCUCCCUGUGUCUGCGUGGGUUUACUCCGGGUACUCCGGUUUCCUCCCACAUCCCAAAAAACAUGCCUUAGUGGGGUUAGGUUAAUUGGCCACUUUCAAAUUUCCCUUAGGUGCGGGUGGUUGCAAAGUGCAGGGAGUCCAGUUUGUGUUUGACCUCAGACCUCAGAAGGCGUAGAAUCAGCCGCUCCAGGGUUUUCAUGAUGUGUGAAGUGAGGGCCACUGGUCUGGAGUCAUUGAGUUCAGCAGGACAUUUUGUUUUCGGCACUGGCACAAUGUAGACUCAGGUUGAAGAUCUUGUGGAGAGGUUGACACAGUUCUGCAGCACAGUCUUAAAGCAGCCUUGGACACACACCAUCUGGACCAGCUGCCUUCCUAGGACAAAGUCCUCCAAGCUCCAUCCUCACCCCUGUUUCAGUGACAGACAAGGACUGGUGUUCUAGGAGGGAGGCAGUUGAAGUGGUUGAGACAUUUUAACAAGAUGGAGGAGGAAGGGGAGAAGUUGUAGUGGAGAUUUGUUGCAGAGAGGAAGGUGGAGUAGCAGUGGAAGUGGGUGACAGCAGUGUCAAAUCUGUUGAAGAACAGGUUGAGUUCAUCAGCUCUUUCCAAAUCACCCACCACUGGCUGUCUUUUCGUUUUAUUGCUGUGUCCAGAGAUGGUACUGAUUCCUCUCCACACUUCACGGAUGUUGCUGUGUUGUAGAUUCUUCUCUAUCUUCUUUUUGUACUCCAGCUUUGCUAUCUUCAGUCUCCUCUUAAACUCUUGUUGCACUUGUUUGAGUCGUUCUUUGUCACCAUCUUUAAAAGCUUUCUUUUUCUGGUUAAGGAUUGCUUUUAUGUCUCUUGUGAUCCAGGGUUUGUUGUUGGGGAAACAGCGAACAGUCUUUGUAGGUAUAACUGUGUCUCUACAGAAGUUGACAUAAUCAGUAAAGCAGUCAACCUGUUUAUCAAUGUUUAUACUAUCCACAUCUGUUUCCAGCAGCACAUUCCAGUCUGUCGAUUUAAAACAGUCCCUUAGAGCUUCACUGGCUUGAGGUGUCCAUCUUCUGAUUUUGACUUUGGUCACAGGCUGCCUCAGCACACAAGGUCUGUAACAGGUUUCCAAAUAGACCAAGUUAUGAUCUGACUUGCCCAGUGGUGGUAAGGCAGUGGCUCUGUAGGCUUCUUUGACGUUGGCAUACAGCAGAUCCAGGGUUUUGUUUUCUCUGGUAGGACAGUUCACAAACUGUGUGAAUCCAGUCAGGUGAGAGGAGAGGGUGACAUGGUUGAAGUCUCCUGAUAUUAUUAUUAGUGCCUCGGGGUGUUGAGUCUGUAGCCUGGUGACACUAUUUUGCAAAACAUCGCAACAUUCUUCAGUUGAUUUGGGUGGACUGUAAACAAUUAUUGUUAUGAUAUGACUAAAUUAUCUUGGAACAAAAUAUGGCCGAAGAGCAACUGCCAACAGUUCAAUAUCUGGACAACACAACUUCUCUUGGACAGUUAUGAGUGAAGGGUUACACCAUCUCUGGUUGACAAAUAAAGCCAGACCUCCUCCUUUCUUCUUGCCACUAGCUUGAGCAUCUCUGUCUGACCUUAUGAGAGUGAAACCAGAUAGAUCCACACUGGAGUCUGAGUUGUUUUGAUUCAACCAGGUUUCAGUAAAAUACAGGAAACUGCACUCACGGUAUGCUUUCUCAGUCUUCUCCAAGGUCUCCAGCUCAUCGCUUUUGUUGGGCAGAGAUUUGACGUUUCCCAUGAUGAUUGAUGGAAGAAAGGGUUUAUAUCGCCACCUCCUAGCAUUCAGCUUUGCCUUCACCUUUGCACCAGCACAGCAACCACGAUAACACCUCCUGAUGUCCUCUGGAAUUGUAUGUUGUUGUCCAGAUUUGCUUUUCCUCAAUGAAAGAAUUCUUCUCUUGAGUAAACUCUUCACCCAGCAGAAAUAUCCAUCAGCAGCCAACAAAAUGACAACAAAAAUAUGAAAAAAAUCUAGCAUAACGUACAAAAAAAUACAGAUAAUAUAGAGAGACCAGACUUGCAGCAACCUCUCGGUUCAAGCGCAUCAUUUGAAAUUGAUGCUCACAUGUUGUUUAACACAGCUCAUUUUUUUCAUCUAGAAAUCUGACUGCCGGCGAAGGAAAGCUUUCACUGACCACACUUAACAGGAUGGAAGGUAAAUGACUUUUUUAAAAUCUUAAAAUAAAUGCACUUUGUUUCAGUUCAUUCUUCAGCUGCAUUCUUCACAUUGGUUAAACAUCUGCGGGUUCACCCUUUAUGAGUAAAUACUUGGUUUCAACGUUUUUAAGUCGUCAUCCCAAAAAGUUACACGGUUACUCAUCAGCAUAAAAAUACUGUUUUACUGUUUUCUGUGUGUUUUUUAAAAUGUACUGUGUGCACCAGAAGACCAGCAGCUUUUGGAGGGUCAAGAAGAGCUUCACUCACCAGAACCCCCCCACAUUAAAGAGGAAGAAGAGGAACGACUGACCAGUCAGGAGGACGAGCACCUUCAUGAACGGGAGGAAUCUGAUACCACAAACUUUUCUGUGCCCGUAAAGACUGAGGAGGAUGAGGACAAGCCUCUUUAUCAAAUACAAGCUGAACAGACGGAAACAAGAACUGAUGGAGAAGACUAUGGAGGAUCUGAACCGCCCAGGAACCCGGAUCGAGAGAGUGGUCUACAACCAGAGACUGGGGCCAAGCCUGAAGACUGUUCAGAACCAGAGACUGACGACAGUGAUGACUGGAGAGAGACAACAGAACAACACUCAGGUGAAAACAUCCAAGGAGCAAAAACAGAGAAAAAAUCACACAGAUGCACUGAGUGUGGCAAAACCUUCAAAAAGAAACAAUAUCUGAUCAUCCAUAUAAGAAUUCACACAGGAGAGAAACCCUUAAGCUGCUCUGAGUGUGGGAAAAGUUUUAAUGAAAGAGGAAACCUAAACCAACAUAUGAGAGUUCACACAGGAGAGAAACCCUUCAACUGUACCAAGUGUGGGAAAAGCUUUAACAGAAACGGGCAUCUGAAGCGGCACAUGAGAACGCACACAGGAGAGAAACCCUUCAGCUGUCCUGACUGUGAGAAAAGAUUUUUUCAAAAAGGGCAUCUAAAUGAUCAUAUGAAAAUUCACACAGCAGAGAAACCCUUCAGCUGCCCUGACUGCGGUCAAAGUUUUAUUCAGAAGGGGCACCUGAACCAUCACAAAAAAACUCACACGGGGGAGAAACCCUACAGCUGUUCUUACUGUGAUAAAAGUUUUAUUCAAAAAGUGCAUCUAAACCAUCAUAUGAGCGGUCACAGGGGAGAGAAACCAUUCAGCUGCUCCAUGUGUGGGAAAGGAUUCAUUCAGAAAGUGGAUCUGAAUCGACACAUGACUAUCCACACAGGAGAGAGACCCUUCAGCUGCUCCAUGUGUGAGAAGAGGUUUAACAAGAAUGGAGAUCUGAUCCAACACAUGAGAUCGCACACAGGAGAGAAACCCUUCAGCUGCCCCAAGUGUGGGAAAAGAUUUCGACAGAAAGGGCAUUUCUCCAGACACAUGAAAAUUCACACAGCAGAGAAACCCUUCGGCUGCUCCGAUUGUGAGAAAAGCUUCAUGAGUAAACUCGAUCUGAGGUCCCACAUGGUCCAGCACGGUGGAGAGAAACCCUACAGCUGCAGCGAUUGUGGUCAGAGGUUCUGUUGGUACAAACAGCUAAAGAAACACAAGUGUGUCGGCAGUCAGGCUUCAACUUCGUUACAGCCAAUCAGUGACGAGGACUGGGAGGAGACCAGUGAGCAUCAGCCAGGUCUAAACUCUGAAGAUCUAUCAAACCUUAACAGGGACAUGAGACACGAGGAGAGCAAUGAGAAUCAGCCAGGUCUAAACUCUGAGGAUCUAUCAAACUUUAUGAGUGAGUGAAAACUGUUUCAUGUGUCAGUCAUGUUACAACAUCUGAAGAAAUGGAUGAAUUUCACAUCCUCCAGGUUUGACCAGUCAAGGUAAUACAGCGAAAUGUUAAUCAUGUGACUGUCCAAAGAUGACCUGAUGCUGUCUGCAGCUUGUGUUGUUGAAAGAGAGAUCUGAGUAUUUAUUAAAUGAUGUGAACAGGUGCCGAACAAGCAUUUCAAAAUGAUUUAGACUGUUUUACAAUUCUUCUAAUUGUAUGCCAAAUGUCACCGAAAGAAUAUAAAGAUAUAUACAAUUUAAAAA